ACAGGUGCACACAACAGCGUAUGCCUCCAGCUGCAGUAAAGUAUAAUUGCUCAUUUCGGGGACGGCUCUAGUUACGCUGCAUUUUAUGUCAUUUUUUUUACUUCUUUGAAAGAUAAAAGCGAAACAGCAGGCGAAGUAGAUUUCUUGCAAUUUGUGCACCAUUUUGUUUGGGAAGGUGCAGUCACAUCCGAGGAUGCAAUAUCAAGUUUUCCUUCAGUUAGGAGCAGUUUGCCUCAGCAUCCUCCUCGUAAAGAUUGCAGACUGUAAAGAUGAAGAUUACUACAAACUUCUUGGACUGAGACGGUCAGCGACAGACAAACAAAUCAAGAAAUCAUUCAGAAAGCUCGCUGUUCUGUAUCAUCCAGAUAAGAACAAGGAUCCGGAUGCUGAAGAAACAUUUGUAAAAAUUGCUAAAGCUUACGAAGUACUAUCGGAUCCAGAGCAACGUAAGCUUUAUGAUCGACUCGGUCUGAGAGAAUAUGAGAAUCAAGGUAACCGUGGAAACGCAGGAGGCGGAAGCCGGCACGGAGGACAACAGUUCAAUUUCAAACAGUUCUUUGCAAACUUUGACGCAGGCUUCGAGGGCAUGGGAUCCAAGUUUGGAGGUGACUUCUGGGGAGGAUUCGAUGAGGACUUCUUUAGCUCUGGUUUUCCUUCUCAUAAUAGAAUGCACCAACAUCAACGCACCGCUCACAAUGCACAUGUAAAGGCUCACAAUCACGCACGGUCAAAGAGAGAGCAGAGAGGAUCUCAUGACUCCUUUUUUGGCGACAGUUUAUUUGACGACGCUCAUGGGCACCGAAGUACAUUUCACUCCACUCAUCAUAAAGUACAUUCAAACGGCGGAAGAACGUGCAGAACAGUGAAGCAACGUGUUGGUAAUAUGAUAACAACUUAUACAGAUUGUUCCUAGUUAAAUCUAAAUGUUUAUCUUAUUAAUUACAUCCAUCCAAACUCAGUCCUUCCAAGCCCAUUCAUCUACAGCGGUUUACAGAUCAAUUAUUUCACUUUUAUUGAAGAAAUGUAAAUUUUUAUGAUCAUUUUGGGACCUUUAGCCUCUUUGAGGUAUGGUUGGCACUGUAGGGCUGCACUCCUUGGUUUGGGUGUGAACA
Molecule: messenger RNA, 1112 nt
Organism: Asterias rubens (European starfish)
Lineage: Eukaryota; Metazoa; Echinodermata; Asteroidea; Forcipulatida; Asteriidae
Product: dnaJ homolog subfamily B member 9-like
Exons: 5
Coding region: 194-913 (239 amino acids)
Cellular component (GO): endoplasmic reticulum
Molecular function (GO): protein-folding chaperone binding; misfolded protein binding
Source: RefSeq, a predicted model, not a curated record